UGCUCGUUUUUUUAUUUUUUAGACCAGUUGGGUCUUUUAUUUUAAUUUGAUCGUUUUAGUUUCUACUGUACGAUGUUUUAUUUUAGUAUUGUGAUUUUUGGUCACCCAUAAAAAAACAUUUAUGUCAAAAGAGUCCUCACUUUAAUCGGACUCCAUACAAAGCAACGCCACAUUCCGGCGAUGUAUUAAUUUGUUAAUAAUUUAUUACUAAAUCUAUUUCUCAUUUGUAUUAUUUUAAAUAAACGCGAUUAGUAUUAAAAAAAGAAAUCGAUUUUGUCCCAUUACAAAACGACGCAUGACGUUGACGUGGUCAUCUGCGUAUCACCUUAAACGUCGAUCACUAGGCAACGAGCGCGUAGCGUACCUUCUACAAACAACAAACAUUGAUUUGACGAGCCGCUGGAUGAGACGGAGCGAUCUUCAGAUUUGCAUUUUCCAUUUCUUGACUUUAUUGAUACAUUCAUUUCGUUAAUUUAUUCAUUUAUCAAUACAUUUUCAUCUGAAUUACUCAGUGUCAUAUUUUUGUCUGGUUUUAACAUUUCUUGUUUUUAACGUAUUCUCAGUCCGUGAGUUGUUAUUUUCACAGGUCAGAUGACAUCGUUCAUCGGAGGAAGCUCUUGUGGAGCUGGCGUACCGAGGGAUCAGAUCGCCUCGUUGUUCGUGGGGGACCUUCAUCCAGAAGUGUCCGAGUUCGUCCUCCAUCAGACGUUCAGCCCGUUCGGUCCGAUCCAGUCCGUGCGGGUCUGCAGAGACAGGGUGACUCGGCGAUCCCUGCGGUAUGGUUAUGUUAACUUUGUUAACCACGCCAAUGGUAAGUUAUCUCUCCGUUCUUCACCUUGACAUCUUGGUAAUAAACAUUUGAAUUUGAAAUUUCAGCCUUGUGUAUUUUUCUCCUCGAUGUUGUUUCCUGUAAAUCAUCUUUAAAUUAGGCUAUGUGAAGUGUGCCGUACAAACAAACUUGCUAGGUCUUGUCUCUUAUCAACUCUGUCUUUCAGCUGAGAGCGCCAUGGACAGCCUGAUGUGUCAGGAUCUUCUGGGCAGACCCAUGCGGAUCAUGUUCUCCCAGCGUGAUUCCACUCUGAGGACGACUGGGGUCGGGAACAUCUUCAUCAAGGGUCUGGCCAGCAGCAUCGAUGGUGCCAGCCUUUAUGACUGCUUCUCAAUUUUUGGGAAGAUCCUGUCCUGCAAGGUGGUCUGCGAUGCACAUGGAUCCAAAGGUUAUGGAUUCGUCCACUUUGCCACCUUUGAAGCGGCAGAGAAGGCCAUCAAAGCGCUUGAUGGCAUGUUGUUGGACGACCAGCUAGUGUCCAUUGGCCACUUUAAAACCUUUCAAGAGCGUCAUGUUGAGCAGCAGGUCAUGGCUCAGGACAACGAGAGGCACUACCCGGUAUCCAAACCCUUUGAUCACCUAACGAAUCUUUAGCGAAUGUUGAAGCGU
Molecule: messenger RNA, 1438 nt
Organism: Triplophysa dalaica
Lineage: Eukaryota; Metazoa; Chordata; Actinopteri; Cypriniformes; Nemacheilidae
Product: embryonic polyadenylate-binding protein A-like
Exons: 3
Coding region: 1007-1423 (138 amino acids)
Cellular component (GO): nucleus; ribonucleoprotein complex; cytoplasmic stress granule
Molecular function (GO): poly(U) RNA binding; mRNA 3'-UTR binding; poly(A) binding
Source: RefSeq, a predicted model, not a curated record